This is a messenger RNA of Carassius auratus (goldfish), 1934 nucleotides long. RefSeq names its product proteinase-activated receptor 3-like. Lineage: Eukaryota; Metazoa; Chordata; Actinopteri; Cypriniformes; Cyprinidae. Gene Ontology annotation, biological process: thrombin-activated receptor signaling pathway; positive regulation of Rho protein signal transduction; blood coagulation. Gene Ontology annotation, cellular component: plasma membrane. Gene Ontology annotation, molecular function: thrombin-activated receptor activity. The coding region runs from base 786 to 1859 and encodes 357 amino acids. The record is from RefSeq and is a predicted model, not a curated record. The transcript is spliced from 2 exons.
AACAGUUAACUAUAUCAACUAAAGGUGGGAGAUAUUCUGUGCAACUAUCACUGGUUAAACAGAAAGUGCUUCAUUGGGAAAUGCCUUGUUUUUGUUGAACAGCAAGUCUUUUUACAGCAGACAUAAAAAGCAUCUCAAUAUUGUCAAAUGUUAAGAGUAAAGGAUUGUUAACUAAAUCUUCUGAAUAAAAUACAGAAUGGACACCAGAUAAACAAUGCAAUAAAACUUGAACACUGACUUGCUUUGCUAUAUGAGAAAAAAAUGUGGUGCAGUAUUUGGUCUAAUACUUCAGAAACAUUUCCAUAAGAAGUGAUUCAGUGAAAACACACUGUAAAAGAGAUGUGAAUGCACAUAUGGGGAAAGAAAUUGGAGUUCAGGUGUCUUCGGAUAAUUCAUGGGAUGUUGAUAAAUUGGGCGGUCAGAUCGCAAGUCCGCACUGUCUUUCACAUAUUGUGAUGACAGAAUAUUUUUUUUUUUAAAAAGAAAAAAAUUCUGAAAGAAAAAUAAAUACUGUUUUCUUUAUCUGAAGGGAAAAGAUCUGAAGAAAGUUUGGUCUGUGAAUUGCGAUUUGAGGAAGUCUUUCUUCACGCAACAUUUCCUGACAUGAGCAUUGAGCAAUUCUGACUCCAGACUCCCAUAAGGUCUUUACAGGAAACCAGCAACACAUCACGCCCUUCGAUGUAAACUUCUUCAUCUAGAGAGUGAUCCUCAGCUGAGUCACUUGUAGUUCAUGUCUAGUUUGAACAAUAGUCUGUAAAAAUUAUCUGAAAAAUCAUUCAAACACGAUGAGAGUUUUUGUGCUAUUGCUGUUACCACUGAUGAUUGAGGACUCACUCCAAGAUUCAGAUUCCAGAAACAUUUUACCAAAAACAUAUCCUGGAAACUUGUCAAACGGCUCACAGUCCUCCAACUCAACCUUCCCGGAGCCUGUGAUAAACGUCAACGAUGUCAUCAUCAAUCACACCACAGGAACGGUCAGCACUAGGAUCAUUCCAUCUGCGUACAUCCUAGCCAUCCUCAUCGGGAUCCCCUCCAAUGUCUAUGUGCUAGUCUCCCUUAGCAGAAGAAAGAAUCUUUCCAGCUGUCUCCUAUAUUUCAGCCUAGCGGUGUCAGACCUUCUCUUGCUACUUUCUCUCACACUCAGAGUCCACUAUCACCUCAGUAACAAUAACUGGAUGUUUGGAGAGUUCGCCUGCAAGAUAGUGACUGCCUGCUUUUAUGGGAACAUCUACUGCUCGAUCCAUGCCCACAUGUGUAUUAGUUUGAUGCGCUACUUUGCAGUGGUCCGUCCAUUCCUCUACAGGACAAUGCUGAAAAUACACUACGCAAUCUACACCAGCUUAUCCAUUUGGAUUGUUUUUGCAAUUGCCAUGACACCUGAGUUUCUGGUUCAGCAAAGCUACCGUGUUUUUGGGCAAGAGCUGGUGACGUGUCAUGAUAUCCAGUCCUAUGAAGAAGCUUUCAACCGAGCGUUGAUUCCAUACAGACUGAGUCUGAUCUGCCUGGGGUUCAUCGCACCAUCACUGGUCAUCGCCUUUGUUUAUGGAUCUAUCAUCUACCAUCUAAAUCGUUCCAGUUAUGACUGGAAACAGUACAUGAAGGCCAGCACGCUGGUGUUUGGGAUCUUUUUAGUGUGCUUUGCCCCAUGUAAUGCACUUCUUUUUGCACACUAUGUGAAGCUGUACACUCAGGAGGAGUAUGACUUGUAUUAUUACUACAGAGCAGCAGUAUGUCUGUGUUCUUUCCACAGCUGUCUGGACCCCUUCCUCUCAUAUCUCCUCACAAAGACUUCAACUUCCCGAGUCAAGUUUAGAUCCUUAAAGGCUUUGUUCCCCGAAAAACUAAAAUUAUGUCAUUAAUAGCUCACCCUCAUGUCGUUUGACACCUGUAAGACCUCCGUUUAUCUUCAGAACACAGUUUAAGAUAUUUUAGAU